Molecule: messenger RNA, 247 nt
Organism: Dentiscutata heterogama
Lineage: Eukaryota; Fungi; Glomeromycota; Glomeromycetes; Diversisporales; Gigasporaceae
Source: the annotation of a GenBank genome assembly
AUGACUUCAGAUCUUGAUGUAUUACAGGAACAUACAUUAUUUGAAUUUGACUUUGGAGAAGUAGAUUGUGAAGAUGAUGAUACUACAGUUGUGCAAGUUAGAGAAUUCUUAAACUCUUUAAGAGCACUUUCAAUGGCUUGUUUUGGCAAUUGUGAUAGUUGCAAUAAUGCUUCAAGUAGUGCUUCAGGUGGUAAUUUAGGUGAUGAUCCAGGUGGUGAUUUAGGUAGUGCUUCAGGUAAUACUUCAG